Molecule: messenger RNA, 1116 nt
Organism: Trichoderma harzianum CBS 226.95
Lineage: Eukaryota; Fungi; Ascomycota; Sordariomycetes; Hypocreales; Hypocreaceae
Exons: 2
Coding region: 1-1116 (371 amino acids)
Biological process (GO): glycoprotein catabolic process; protein quality control for misfolded or incompletely synthesized proteins; protein deglycosylation
Cellular component (GO): cytosol; nucleus
Molecular function (GO): peptide-N4-(N-acetyl-beta-glucosaminyl)asparagine amidase activity
Source: RefSeq, a predicted model, not a curated record
AUGGGUGGCUCUUCAGUCUUGAAUGAAGGAGCUUCUAGCAGCAUAUUUCGCCCUUCUGAGGACCCCCCUCCCUAUUAUGGAUCUCGUAGUGCCCAAAAAUUCCGAAAUCUUCUACUCUCAAUGUCUUUAACGCCAACUUAUUACGAAAACCCGGGUCUGUUGGACGAAGCUCUCAGACUUAUUCCGCUCGAUCGUAUCUAUAGCGAAGCCGAGGAGCACUUCCAGCUCUUUCAGGCUCAGGCCGAGGAUAUUGGUAACGACAGACCAGAGUGGGGCUACGAAGAUUGUGUUAUUAAAGCACUACUAAGGUGGUUUAGGAGACACUUCUUUACUUGGGUAAACAACCCGCCCUGCGACAUCUGCCUGUCUCCUACAGUUGCCCAAGGUAUGGGGUCACCAACUCCAGAGGAGUCAGCCUCUCGUGCACUUCGCGUUGAACUUUACCGGUGCUCAUCCCCACGCUGUGGUGCAUAUGUCCGAUUCCCUAGAUAUGGUGAUGCUUGGAAGUUACUCCAAACUCGACGGGGGAGAGUUGGCGAAUGGACGAACUGCUUCGCCUUGCUCUGCCGAGCCGUUGGCGCACGCGUCAGGUGGGUUUGGAAUGCCGAGGACCAUGUAUGGACCGAAGUCUUCUCGAACCACCAAAAGCGAUGGGUCCAUGUGGAUGCAUGUGAAGAAGCCUGGGACUCGCCAUUGCUUUAUGUAAAUGGCUGGGGAAAGAAAAUGUCUUACUGUAUUGGGUUUUCCUACGAUGGGGCUGCAGAUGUGACACGACGAUAUGUGCGACAAGACAAAACUGCUUUAGAGCGGAAUCGAUGUUCCGAGGAGGAUCUUGAGAGGAUUAUACGGGAGAUCAAAGAUAUCCGCAGAGCUAAGAUGACCAAAGAUGAGCGUUUUCGCCUAGAGAAAGAAGAUAGCGAUGAGGUCCGAGAGUUGCGAGGAUACAUUUUGGUAACAUCCAUUGUCAAAGCGACCAACGACCCGCCCGCUGGCUCCUCAGAGGAGCUAUCAGAGAACACGGACGGCGGCCAAGCGCCCAUGAAAGCGAGUGAGGAUGCCAAAUCGCUUCUAAGGCAACUCGAAAGAAGUAGCCAACUAAGGCUACAGGACAACUGA